UUGUGGUAGAGAAAGAGCAUGUUGUCGGCAUGUCAGUUAAAAGCUCUGUGGGUCCAGACCCAAACAAUUAUGACCAGGUCCUCUCUCACAACUCUCACAUAGCUGAGAACCAAGAUCACAAAGGAGGUCAGCACGAAGACUCAGGAUCAACUAGAAAUGCAGAACCAAAACCACAGAAGAGACAUCACAGUAGAGAAAAUAACAACACUGAAGACAAGUCUACCACUUUAAAGAUACAGAGUAAUACAGAGAAACAGUGUUUUAAAUGUGACACUUGUGGGAAAUCAUUUAAGGCAAGGUCCACUUUGCGCAGACAUCUCAGAGUCCAUACAGGUGAGAAGCCACAUACAUGUGACACUUGUGGGAAAAAAUUCUCUAAGCUGGGCACAUUAAAAGUGCACAUGAGAGUCCAUACAGGUGAGAAGCCGUACCCAUGUGACAAUUGUGAGAAGAGAUUCUCUGAGCUGGGCAAAUUAAAAGUUCACAUGAGAGUCCAUACAGGUGAGAAGCCGUACCAAUGUAACAAUUGUGAGAAGAGAUUCUCUGAGCUGGGCAAAUUAAAAGUGCACAUUAGAAUCCAUACAGGUGAGAAGCCAUACAAUUGCAAAACUUGUGGGGAAAAGUUCAGAUAUGCUUCUACCUUGGUGAGUCACAUGAGAGUCCAUACAGGUGAGGAGCCAUAUACAUGUGACACUUGUGGGAAAAAAUUCACUACGCUGACCAACUUAAAAGUUCACAAGAUAAUCCACACAGGUGAGAAGCCAUAUACAUGUGACACUUGUGGGAAAAAAUUCUCUACGCUGGGCACAUUAAAAGUGCACAUGAGAAGACACACAGGUGAGAAGUCUGUCCCUCAUCUAUUGCAGUGAUCUGGAUUUAAUCCCUGUGCCCCUGCCUGAACGGUGAUCUUUUGAAUGCCUGGCAUUUAAAUGU
Molecule: messenger RNA, 933 nt
Organism: Scomber scombrus (Atlantic mackerel)
Lineage: Eukaryota; Metazoa; Chordata; Actinopteri; Scombriformes; Scombridae
Product: zinc finger protein 239-like
Exons: 1
Coding region: 30-869 (279 amino acids)
Biological process (GO): regulation of transcription by RNA polymerase II
Cellular component (GO): nucleus
Molecular function (GO): DNA-binding transcription factor activity, RNA polymerase II-specific; RNA polymerase II transcription regulatory region sequence-specific DNA binding
Source: RefSeq, a predicted model, not a curated record